AUGGACUCGUCUCCCCCGAGAAAGGUCUCCCAGGGGCAGCCCGUCGCGGGAGUGAAGCGUGCAGCAUUGUUGCCGCCGUUUGAACCAUGCUCUUCACCACCGCUCCCUCGACCAACGAAGCGAAGGGUUCUCAAAGGCGAGGACUCGUUCUCGACCUACCCAACGCCUGUACCGACUUCUUCGACCGCCAUCCUGAGCUCGUCACCCUCCCGAAUACCGCCUGCACUUCAACGUACGCAGUCAGUCACCUCGGAACGCGCCCCUCUCUCCGCCGUACCGUGUGUGAUGCUCGAGGAAAACGGUGAGCCGAUUACGAUGGGUCGAUCGAGCGCGUCGUGCUCAUAUCAACUCUCGCCCAACCGUUUGAUAUCGAGAGUUCACGUCAAGGCUUUCUUCAAACCUGCCGGCCACCCGUUUGAUAGGGAUAAGAUUGAGAUUCUAUGUACGGGGUGGAAUGGUAUCAAGUUGCAUUGUCAGGGAAAAACGUAUGAGUUGGCCAAGGGAAAGACGUUCACGUCGGAUAUCAGGGAUGCGGACGUGAUGAUCGAUGCUCAAGACUCGCGUGUUCUUGUUCAGUGGCCACGUCCAGAACGAAAAGAUUCCACGUCAGAUCAUACAUGGGACGAGUCGUCACCUAUCCGAAACGCAGAAUCUCGUUCUCGUCACGGAUUUUCGGAGAGUCCCCUCAAGUCUAGGGAGAGACUGAUGUCGCCCGUCUCUCCAUCUCCUGCUGUUCAAGCUCUCAGCUCUUCCAACCGCCUAACGCCGAGCCGCUCCAUACCCAGUGCCGUUGUCGUGUAUGAAGACGAGCCUUCCCCCGUAAGGCCCAGAAAUACCACCCCUGAGCCGAAUUCCACCUCCCAAAUCACUCAGCUAGCCUCCUCCACCUCUCAGGAUGAUAAUGUUCGAAAUUCGUUGUCGAGCAUACUCACAAAAGCUGAUGAGCUAUCUGAACAUGAUGAAGAGAACGACCCAAUUGUCUUUUCGUUCGGUCCAUAUGGAGAGAAUAUUCUACCUCGCAUGGCUGCCGUUCACGCUGCAGACUCACCAUUCACCUCACCGCAGCAGAAGCCCGCGAAGCGUGCUCAGGCGUCCCGCACCUUAUCGAUGACCAGUGCAUCCCGCUCUGCAAUCCAGAAUCACAUCGUAAACCAGCUGGCUUUUUCGCGUCUCUCAUCUACCCCAUUCUCCACGAUAGUCAGCAACCUCCCCUCUGACCUGGUUGGAACCGGUUCAUCGAAGAAGCCUAGGGUGGCUAAUGCUGAUAUCAGAACAAUCAUCGAAGAGACAAGAUGUAUAGGUACAGUGAGCCGCAAGGGCAAAGAUGCUGCAGGGAAACAAUUGGAAUGCGAGUACUACUAUACACCUGACUUUGAUACGGAUGAGAUGAGGAAGCAGGCGGUCGUCAACGAUUUACGGAAGCCUGGCCUACGGAACUGCAGAAAACAGCACAAGCAAUAUUUCUGGAAACGACCAAAGACGCCUUAG
Messenger RNA from Arthroderma uncinatum, 1488 nucleotides. RefSeq lists its product as uncharacterized. Gene Ontology annotation, molecular function: protein binding. The coding region runs from base 1 to 1488 and encodes 495 amino acids. The record is from RefSeq and is a predicted model, not a curated record. The transcript has 2 exons. NCBI's taxonomy places the organism in Eukaryota, Fungi, Ascomycota, Eurotiomycetes, Onygenales, Arthrodermataceae.